This is a messenger RNA of Fusarium poae, 909 nucleotides long. RefSeq lists its product as uncharacterized. The transcript has 3 exons. The coding region runs from base 1 to 909 and encodes 302 amino acids. The record is from RefSeq and is a predicted model, not a curated record. NCBI's taxonomy places the organism in Eukaryota, Fungi, Ascomycota, Sordariomycetes, Hypocreales, Nectriaceae. Gene Ontology annotation, cellular component: mitochondrion.
AUGGCUACACGACAGGGUCUGAGUUCGCUGUUGAAUACACCCAGGCCGUUCACUUUCAUCCAGUCAAACUCGAUAAUCUGCCGACAAUGUCAAAGAUCAUUCGCAACAACACCAACCCAGUGGGCUGGACACAACAAAUGGUCCAAGACAAAGCAUAUCAAAGCUGUGACGGACAAGAAGAAGAUGAGCGAGAGAGCUGCCUUUACUAAGACAAUCGCCAUGUACUCUAGAAUGUAUGGAGAAAAUGUCCAAUUUAACCCUCAACUUGCCACUGCAAUUACUGCAGCGACAAAAGCGAGUAUUCCAAAGCACUUGAUUGAGGCUGCAGUUGCUCGAGGGCAGGGUCGUUCAGCCACGGGUGCCCAGCUUGAAUCUAUGUCUCUAGAAGCUCUCAUGCCUCCUGAUGUAGCAAUGGUUGUCGAUGCUGAAACAGACAACAAAAGCCGUACUCUUCAUGAUCUACGCCACGUCGUGAAGAAAGCAGGCGGCGUCGUCGGAUCCACCACCUUUUAUUUUACGAGACGUGGUCGAGCCGUCUUCAAGGCCAAAGAAAACGGACCUACUUUGUCCGAGGUCCUCGAUGAAGCGAUUGAGCACGAAGGACUUGAGGACGUCGAGGAGCUGCCAGAAGGCGAUUUCUUGGCUUGGACGCAACCCAACACUCUUACAGCCAUCACUGAAGCUCUGUCUAAGAAGUUCGAGCUUGAAAUCUUGGACUCGGAUAUCGUCUGGGCACCCAAUGAGGACACAAAGGUCAGCGUCGACACGGCCGAUCAAAUUGAAUCUCUCGACGCUCUCUUCAACGGGCUCAAGGAAUAUCCCGAAGUCAAAGCCAUAUAUGCCAAUGUGCGACAGGGGGCGGUCGCAGACGAAGAGUGGGACAAGGUUGAAAGAAAUUUGGAUGUAUAA